AUGGAGACUUCUCCGACCAGGAGCAGUGUGGUUGCUCCCGCUGCCGGCAUGAAGCGUCCUGCAUCCUUGUUGCCGGCGUUUGAGCCCUUGAGCUCGUCCCCCUCUCUUCCUCGACCUCAGAAGCGUGUAGCACGCGAACCUGGAGUCUCGAAGUAUCCUACCCCGGUUCCUACCUCGUCCACUCACAUUAUGUCGUCCUCUCCUCCUGGUAUUGCCUCCGCUCGGUCCUCCCUGCCACGUUCCUUCUCUGCCGUCAUUGAGCGAGCUCCCCUGUCCGCUGUGCCUACGAUCAUGCUGCAGGAGAACGGAGAACCCACCCUGAUGGGCCGCUCAAGUGUGUCCUGCCAGCACCAGCUGGCUGCCAGUCGUAUGAUAUCUCGUGUUCAUGUCAAGGCUACUUACAAGCCGGCGCCCAACCCCUUCGACCGGGAUAGGGUGGAGAUCAUGUGUAUGGGUUGGAAUGGGAUUAAAAUCCACUGCCAGGGCAAAAAAUAUGAUUUGGCAAAGGGCAAGACGUUUACGUCGGACAUAAGAGAUGCAGAUAUCAUGAUUGAUGUCCAUGACGCGCGGGUCUUGGUGCAAUGGCCGCGUCUUGAUAGGAAAGACUGCCCGUCCACGGACUCGGAGCAAACCAGUGAUGAGGCCACCCCGACCCAGAAGGGCCAGUCCCGUCGGGCUCUGCAGGAUAGCCCCUUGCCAGAUCGUCAGCGCUUGGCCUCGCCCGUCUCCCCGUCGCCUGCGGUUCAACGCGCCAUCCCACCGUCCUCGCCUCUGUUCACGCCCUCGCGGGCCCGUGCUGCCGUUGUGGUAUAUGAGGAUGAGCCCUCUCCCUUGAAGCGCCACAACACUGUUGGUGGUAUCACGUCUCAGUCUGCUCGUCGUGCCUCUGCUAUUCUCCAGAGUUCCCAUGUCAGCGACCUGAGUGACUCGCGUCGUUCCGAGGACUUCUCGGAUAACGACGAGGAGAACGACCCCAUCGUUCACUCCUUUGGUCCCUUUGACGACUCGCCCACACACUCUGCUCGGUCUGCGCGCAGCCUACUGCCCGCUCAGCCUCUGCAGCCCACCCAGUCUCUGAACCAGCCCUCCCAAGCCUCUGAGAAUGAGGGUGAGGUUGUUGAGGACAAGUCUCAGCCCUUGGAUGAGCGAUUCGAGAGGGUCCGCAACCAUGCUGUGAAUCAGCUGGCAUUCUCCCGGCUCUCCUCGACUCCCUUCUCCACCAUUCUCAACAACCUCCCCCCUUCUUAUUGGAAAUCGGACAACAAGAACGUCUCUGGUCCAUCCCGGGCCGAGAUUCGUUACAUCCUUGAGAACAGCAAGCCUAUUGGCAAGGUUGCCCGUGAGGGCAAAGAUGCUGCGGGCAAGCCCCUCGAGAGUGAAUAUUACUACAUCCCAGAUUUUGAUGACGAUGAGAUGCGACGCGCGGCUGUGGUCAACGACCUCCGCAAGCCUGGGCUCCGCAACUGCCGGAAGCAGCACAAGCAAUACUUCUGGCGCAAACCCAAAUAA
Penicillium alfredii is the source of this 1509-nucleotide messenger RNA. It is a transcript of the gene fhdA, whose product is annotated as putative transcription factor Tos4. The transcript is spliced from 3 exons. NCBI's taxonomy places the organism in Eukaryota, Fungi, Ascomycota, Eurotiomycetes, Eurotiales, Aspergillaceae. The coding region runs from base 1 to 1509 and encodes 502 amino acids. The record is from RefSeq and is a predicted model, not a curated record. Gene Ontology annotation, molecular function: protein binding.